AUGUCUCCGAUAUUCUGGAACAUCUUAGCUUUGAGCUCGAUCGUGAGCGCUGUACCCAAUGGGCACCUGGUGCCUAGAUCAUCGAGUUCAGCGCCUGUCGCGACUACGCUGAAUGGAUCAUACUAUGGAACUCAUUCUUCGACUUACAACGAAGACUUGUUUUUGGGGAUUCCGUUUGCUCAACCACCGCUUCAAAACUUGCGAUUCAAGAAUCCUCAGUCAUUGAACUCGACGUGGAGUGGAGCUCUGCCAGCGACUAACUAUGCUUAUGAAUGCAUCGGUUAUGGAACUGAUCAGAUUGGUUACCAGCAGAGUGAAGACUGUCUGUAUCUUAAUGUAGUCAGACCCUCCGGCUACAAGAACACAAGUCUCCCUGUGGCAGUCUGGAUCCACGGCGGCGGCUUCUCCGAGGGAGGAACUCCAGAUCGUCGAUACAAUCUGUCAUUCAUCGUAGAGAACUCGGUUUCAAUAGGAAAGCCCAUCAUCGGUGCUAGUAUAGCUUACCGCCUCGGACCUAUCGGUUUCUUGAACGGGGAUGCUAUUGCAAAUGCUGGAGCUUUGAACAUUGGGUUGAAAGACCAACGACUUGCUCUACAAUGGAUUCAUGAGAAUAUUGCUGGAUUUGGAGGUGAUCCAACGAAAGUCACGAUCUGGGGUGAAAGUGCAGGAGCUUCAAGCGUUGGUCUUCAUCUACUCGCUUUCAACGGCCGAGACGACAAACUUUUCAGAGCUGGUAUGAUGGAAUCCGGAAAUCCCAUCUUUGAAGGUCCUCUGAAUGGCACCGAAACGUACCAAGCACGAUACGAAUCUCUUGUUGCAGCAGCUGGAUGUGGAAACUGCUCAGACUCACUUCAGUGUCUCCGAGAGUUGCCGUUCUUCGUGCUCAACAACAUCCUCAACACCACGGACUUCAACAGUAAUUGGAAUCCUGCUCUCGAUGGCGAUUUCAUUGCACGUCUUGGAAGUGAACAGUUGGCUGAUGGAUCCUUCGUUCACGUGCCACUCAUUUCUGGCGCUAAUAGCGAUGAAGGAACGGCAUUCAGUCCUACAGGUGUGAAUACUGUAGAUGACUUCAUUGCCGCUAUUAACACAACGACAAGCGCUCAAUACGGCCUCCCUGAAAAUCUCGUCCAAGAACUAGUCUCGAUUUACUUCGACAACACCAGCUACGUGAUCCCCAGCGACGAGACACUCGGCGGCAACGUAACUCUCGGCGCCCCUUAUGGAGCCGAAUAUCGACACAGUGCCGCCUACUGGGGCGACGAAGUAUUCAUCGCUGCCCGAAGAUUGACAUGUGAAACCUGGGCAGCAGCCAACAUCUCAACAUACUGCUACCAAUUUAACGCCGUACCAGCCGGCAUCCCAUGGCCCAUUGAGGUUACUCACUUCCAAGAAGUCGCUUUCGUGUUCAACAAUUUGGAAGGAUUGGGUUAUGCUGUGAAUCCGUUUGCGAAUAAGAGUGAGAGCUACACCCAGUUGAGUGAUCUGAUGAGCAAGUCUUGGGCCAGUUUCGUUUAUGAUCUUGAUCCGAAUGGGUGGACUGGGAGAGAUGCUGCUGUACCGGCUUGGCCUGCUUACAGUCUUGAGGAGCCUAUGAAUAUUGUUUGGGAUGCGAAUGUUACCAGUCAUACGGAGCCAGAUACCUUCAGAGCGGAGGGAAUCAAGCUCCUUAACGAGAACUGGGGGUUGUUCGUGCGAUAG
Mollisia scopiformis is the source of this 1701-nucleotide messenger RNA. Its product is annotated as alpha/beta-hydrolase. The record is from RefSeq and is a predicted model, not a curated record. Bases 1 to 1701 code for a protein of 566 amino acids. The transcript is spliced from 5 exons. Gene Ontology annotation, molecular function: carboxylic ester hydrolase activity. NCBI's taxonomy places the organism in Eukaryota, Fungi, Ascomycota, Leotiomycetes, Helotiales, Mollisiaceae.